UCCCCUCAGGCCUCGCCGUCUGGUCCGGUCCCGUUCCGUCCCACCGGGCCUCUCGCCCGCCCCCGCCAUGCGCCACAGUCUCACGCAGCUGCUGGCGGCCUCCUCCGGUGGAACCAGCCCCUCGGGCGCUGUCUGGCCGCUAACCGGCGCGGGGCAGACCCCGAGAGGGCGGGAUGGCGGCGGGGAAGGGGAUCCGGGCCCCGCGCGGCCCAAACAACAACAGCCGCCGCGGCGAGAGGCGGGCGCCUUGGAGCCGCGGCGGCAGGAGAAGGAAGCGGAGGCGCCCGGUGGCCCGCUGGAGGUGUGGGAGCAAGAGGACUGGUUUCCGGGACUGGAGCUGGGAGACCUGCUGGAAGCCGCCCGGCCGGACUGGGAUUUGGACGCGGAGCUGAGCGGCUGCUUCUGUGGGGAACCGGAGCCGCUUCCCCCGCCGGGCCAGGGCCAGAGGCCGGCGGCGCCCGGGAGGAGGAACGGUGGGGCUGGGAGCCGGCUGAAGGCGGCGGCGGCGGCGCGGCUGAACCGGCUGAAGAAGAAGCAGUACGUGCUGGGGCUGGAGAGCCGCCUCCAGGGCCUGGCUGCCGAGAACCGGCAGCUGCGGGACCGCAACCGCGGCCUAAGCCGCCGCCUGCGAGAGCUGGAGCGGGAGAGCAGCUACCUGCGGGCCGUGCUGGCUAACCAGAGCGCUCUGGGACAGCUCUUGAGCCGCUUAGCCGGGAUCCGCGCCGGCGGGCUGCAGCUCAGCACCAGCCUGUUCAGGGACACGGGCAGCCCCCGCCGCCAUCACCAGCACCAGCUCCAGCCCGCCGGCGAGAGCAGCGACCACGACUACGCCUUGCCCAGCUGCCGGCCUCCCAGCCUGGAGGAGGCGGCGGCGGUGGUGGCGGAGACUGAGGAGGAGUGGGCGGCUCCCGGCGGGAUCUGCCUCCACGUGGACCGGGAUCAGGUGUCGGUGGAGUUCUGCUCCAUCUGUGCUCGGCGGGCAGCGGCCUCCUUCAAAAUUUUCUCUUUUAGGUGCUUGCCCUGCCAGGCUCCGUUGUGUAGGGGUUAAAGAACAGUCGUUUCCCACCUCGCAACCUGUGGAUUCAACUGUGUUGGGGCAGAAGAGACGGGACCAGCUGCUGGCCACAUUUCCUGCUUUAUUUUAAAAGGUAGUAUAAGAAAUGAGAAUAAAGAGGUAACAGGGAUUUUGCUGUCUUU
Messenger RNA from Calypte anna (Anna's hummingbird), 1197 nucleotides. It is a transcript of the gene CREBZF, whose product is annotated as CREB/ATF bZIP transcription factor. Bases 68 to 1048 code for a protein of 326 amino acids. NCBI's taxonomy places the organism in Eukaryota, Metazoa, Chordata, Aves, Apodiformes, Trochilidae. The transcript has 3 exons. The record is from RefSeq and is a predicted model, not a curated record.